This is a messenger RNA of Sporothrix schenckii 1099-18, 465 nucleotides long. RefSeq lists its product as uncharacterized. The record is from RefSeq and is a predicted model, not a curated record. The transcript is spliced from 2 exons. NCBI's taxonomy places the organism in Eukaryota, Fungi, Ascomycota, Sordariomycetes, Ophiostomatales, Ophiostomataceae. The coding region runs from base 1 to 465 and encodes 154 amino acids.
AUGAGUGUUGCCGAUGGUAGCAUUGUUGAAACCUGUGGCGUAUUGUCAUAUGUGGGACCAGCGGUUGCCGUGGCUGUCGAUGUAAUCACCGUCACAGAGUCGGCCGCGGUUUCGGAUGAAGUCUUCGUUGGAUCCCGGCUUCUUGUUGUCGUCUCGUUUACCGGUGUAUCCACUGGCGUUGUCUCUGUUGGGCACUGCAAGCUUGCCGCCAGUUCCCAAGGCUCGCAGCGCGAGAGAUAUCUCGUGUAUUCCGACGAGUGCGUAUCCAUCCAUGCGUCGACGGCACUCGUCCAGCUCGACCACUGUGAUGACAAUGAUGCCGGCGGUGUAAUGGUUUGGCAGCCCGAGGCCGUCAUGAGAAUUUCGAGCGGAAUAGUCGGUGCGUAUGUUGCAAGGCUCUCGGCCAGACUGCGGCAAACCGAGGUUUCACUUCUGGGCGUUGAGGUGCUCCGAGGCAAAACGUAG